Messenger RNA from Nicotiana attenuata, 2248 nucleotides. Its product is annotated as pre-mRNA-splicing factor SLU7-like. Gene Ontology annotation, cellular component: spliceosomal complex. Gene Ontology annotation, biological process: mRNA splicing, via spliceosome. Gene Ontology annotation, molecular function: pre-mRNA 3'-splice site binding. The coding region runs from base 169 to 1779 and encodes 536 amino acids. The transcript is spliced from 10 exons. The record is from RefSeq and is a predicted model, not a curated record. NCBI's taxonomy places the organism in Eukaryota, Viridiplantae, Streptophyta, Magnoliopsida, Solanales, Solanaceae.
UAAUUUUUGGGUCCAAUAAAACAAACCCGAGCCUUUCUACCUUGAAAGGGAUAAAAACCGAAAACCGGAAAGCCAAUCAAACAAUCAGCGCAUUGCUUGAAUCUUUCAAGGGUUUGGUAUUCGAUCCUCUCUGAUUUCUCAUAGGAAUUUGCAUCUACAGAACUAAUCAUGGCUACUGCUUCAGUGGCUUUCAAGUCUAGAGAGGACCAUAGGAAACAGUUGGAAUUGGAAGAGGCGCGAAAGGCUGGUCUUGCACCGGCUGAAGUGGAUGAGGAUGGAAAAGAAAUCAAUCCUCACAUUCCUCAGUAUAUGUCUUCAGCUCCUUGGUAUCUCAAUGCAGAGAGACCGAGUUUGAAACAUCAAAGGAAAUGGAAAUCCGACCCCAAUUACACGAAAUCAUGGUAUGACAGAGGUGCGAAAAUAUAUCAGGCAGAAAAGUACAGAAAGGGUGCAUGCGAAAACUGUGGAGCAAUGACCCACGAUGCUAAGUCAUGCAUGGAUAGGCCCCGCAAAUUAGGAGCAAAAUGGACGGGAAAGAAUAUUGCUCCUGAUGAGAAGGUAGAACAGUUUGAGCUGGAUUAUGAUGGUAAAAGGGACCGUUGGAAUGGUUAUGAUGCUGCUUCCUAUGCCCAUAUCAUUGAACGAUAUGAAGCAAGGGAUGAAGCAAGAAAGAAAUAUCUGAAAGAUCAACAACUAAAAAAGUUGGAGGAGAAAAAUAACAAAGAGGAUGAAGAAAGAGGCGAUAGCGAAGAUGAAGAUUUUGAAGAUGCUUUGAAGGUAGAUGAAGCCAAGGUUGAUGAAAGCAAGCAGAUGGAUUUUGCAAAAGUUGAGAAGCGUGUACGAACCACUGGUGGUGGAAGCACAGGGACUGUUAGGAAUCUACGUAUCCGGGAAGAUACAGCAAAAUAUCUUCUUAAUCUUGAUGUCAAUUCUGCACAUUAUGAUCCCAAGACCCGGUCCAUGCGUGAAGACCCUCUUCCUGAUAUGGAUCCAAAUGAAAAAUUUUAUGCUGGAGAUAACCAAAAUAGAGUUAGUGGUCAAGCAUUGGAGUUCAAACAGCUGAAUAUUCACGCUUGGGAAGCUUUUGAUAAGGGUCAUGAUGUGCAUAUGCAAGCAGCUCCAUCCCAAGCAGAACUGCUUUACAAAAAUUACAAGGUUAACAAGGAGAAACUGAAGUCACAAACAAAGGAGGAUAUCAUGGAGAAGUAUGGUAAUGCUGCUAGUGAAGAAAUACUCCCAAGAGAACUACUGUUGGGUCAGAGUGAGAGAGAAGUUGAAUAUGAUUGUGCUGGUAGGAUUGUGAAGGGCCAGGAGAUGUCUCUCCCUAGGAGCAAAUAUGAAGAGGAUGUUUACAUCAAUAACCACACCACGGUUUGGGGUUCAUGGUGGAAGGAUCACCAGUGGGGUUACAGAUGCUGCAAACAAACGAUCAGAAACAGCUAUUGCACAGGUGCUGCCGGAAUUGAAGCAGCUGAAGCUUCUGCUGAUCUUAUGAAGGCCAAUAUUGCUCGCAAAGAGUUGGCUGAAGACACACAUGCGCCGGUUGAGGAGAGGAGGCUCGCUACCUGGGGUACUGAAGUACCUGACGAUUUGGUUUUGGACGAGCAAAAACUGGCUGAAGCACUUAAAAAGGAGGAUGAAAGGAGAAGAGAAGUAAGGGAUGAAAGGAAAAGGAAAUAUAAUGUGAAGUACAAUGAUGAGGUUACACCGGAAGAAAUGGAAGCCUAUAGGAUGAAAAAGGUCCUCCAUGAUGAUCCAAUGAGGGACUUCCUGCACUGAGUUAUGAAUGUGGCGGAAUCAUUCCAAGUCGCAGAAGAGGAAAGUCCUUGCUGCAAAUGUGUCUGUUUAGGUAGCAGUUGCCAUCACAAGCAUGUAGGUGAAUUGUACCAGGGGAAUGAGAGAUUACUUUCGAGUGCUGUUCGUCGUCCUGUCUGUGAUUUGGUAUUUGUUGCAGUGUUUGUUUAAGGUGAAAUACUCCUCCCAGGAACCACCCAAUAAAAAAGUUACAGAGAAGAAACUCUUUGGGAUCAUUGACACUUCCGAAUGCCUGUAUAUAUAUAUGUGCUACUUUAAACUCACUUCUCCGUUAUUGCAAUUGAAUUGGGGUCGAGAGUUGUGUACGUCCUAAUCUCUCGUUUAUACAUACGUAGUAGGUCUUUAAUGAAUCGUGGUUUUCAGACUUUAUAUUUUAGUUGUUGUCUUUAUCUCCUUUUUAUAGCACAAAAAUUGGUUGUGGAGCUUAGCGGUA